AAACAGAAAUAUCCCCGCCUCCACCACUGUUCUUCUCCCCCACCUCCCUCUCCUCCCCGGCUCCGAUUUCUCCCCCCGAAUUCGCCCCUCAUUUGCUCGUCUGCCCUUCCUCGCAGUCCGCCGCGGCCUCACACGUCGACGGACUCGCUGCCGGCGGCGGGACGGCGUCCCCUCUGCUGGCACAGAACUGUCAGACGCGGAGUGGAGAUCCACCCCGGCCUGGAAUGGUUCCUUCGUCCGUCGCUGAUCACAAGGAAAGAUGGAGUGGUGGGGGUGCUGAUAUUGUCUAGUGCAUCCCAAUGUGAAAGAAUCUUUUACAAUGGCCCCAGGAAGCAGCAUUGUGACUGUAGUUCCCGAGUCAGACUGUGUAGACCAUGGGCUCUCUGAGGCACUCAGUAGUAUCAGGCUUGAUGGAGAGUCUACAAGUAAGCCCUCUUGGGCUGCGUCACUUGUCAAUGUUGGUCUAUCGUCAUUGACUGGCUUGAAUGAUUUGCUCGAGUGUCCAGUGUGUACAAACUCAAUGCGGCCACCCAUACUUCAGUGCCCAAAUGGUCACACAAUUUGCUCCAGCUGUAAGCAUAGGGUAGACAAUCAUUGCCCUACUUGCCACCAGGAACUGGGAAAUAUCAGAUGCUUAGCUCUUGAGAAGGUGGCUGAAUCAAUUCAGCUCCCAUGCAAAUACCAAAGCCUGGGCUGUCCUGAGAUUCAUCCUUACCAAAACAAACUUAAGCACGAGGAGCUCUGCAGGUUCAGGCCAUACAGUUGUCCAUAUGCAGGUUCAGAAUGCCUGGCCGCAGGUGAUGUUCCGAUGCUCGUGUCUCAUCUCAUAAAUGACCAUAAGGUGGACUUGCAUGAAGGCUGCACCUUUAACCACCGUUACGUGAAGUCAAACCCUUACGAAGUGGAAAAUGCUACAUGGAUGCUCACUGUUUUCAAGUGUUUUGGUCAACACUUCUGCCUCCACUUCGAGGCGUUCCUGCUGGGGAUGUCGCCAGUGUAUAUGGCCUUCCUGCGUUUCAUGGGCGAGGAGAGCGAGGCGCGGAACUUCUGCUACAGUCUGGAGGUUGGCGGAAAUGGGCGGAAGCUGACGUGGCAGGGCACGCCCCGGAGCAUCCGCGAUGGCCACAAGAAGGUGCGGGACAGCUUCGAUGGCCUCAUCAUCCACCGCAACAUGGCUCUCUUCUUCUCUAGUGGCACCAGGCAGGAGCUCAAGCUGCGGGUGACCGGCCGCAUCUGGAAAGAGCAAUGAGGAGAUGAACGACAAGCAGCCGCUGCUCCUCUGCCAGGUGCAAAGCCCCCCUCCCCCUCAGGAGCGGGCUGCGGCAGCGGGAACCCAGCCGCCGGCGCUGCGGAUCUGGCCUGUGCAGAUGCUUCUUCCAUUCUUGCUGACCACCCCCAUGAUUCCAUUAUUUUGUUCUUGUGCUGCUGGGAGAAUAUGUCUACUACUACUUGAUGUACAAAUCCUUCAAGAAAUUGUUUGUCGAGACCAUGGAAGGAAGUCUUCCCUAGAACAUAUAUGUUGUGAAUUC
Lolium perenne is the source of this 1529-nucleotide messenger RNA. RefSeq names its product E3 ubiquitin-protein ligase SINAT2. The record is from RefSeq and is a predicted model, not a curated record. Gene Ontology annotation, cellular component: cytoplasm. NCBI's taxonomy places the organism in Eukaryota, Viridiplantae, Streptophyta, Magnoliopsida, Poales, Poaceae. Gene Ontology annotation, biological process: multicellular organism development; ubiquitin-dependent protein catabolic process. Gene Ontology annotation, molecular function: ubiquitin protein ligase activity; zinc ion binding; protein binding.